AUGGUGUACUGCUACCUGACCAGGGCAUUUAGCUACUGGAAAACAAGAAAUUUUCCCGGGCCGAGACCACUCCUGCUGUUUGGAGACCAGAUACAAGUCCUCAGAAAGAUGAAUAUCGGGGUUGUUUUUGAGGAGAUCUACGACAAGUUCCCCUACGAGAAAGUGGUUAGUAUUUAUAGAAUGGCGACACCAAGUCUUCUGCUUUGCGACUGGGAAUUGAUCAAACACGUCCUCAAUAAAGAUUUUGAUUGCUUCUCCGACCGAGGUGUGUCCUUCAGCGUAAAAGGUCUGGGCAACAAUCUGUUCCAUACCGCCUCCGGCCGUGUUGAGGAACCGCUUCAUGUCGAUAUUCACGUCGGA
Molecule: messenger RNA, 360 nt
Organism: Iphiclides podalirius (scarce swallowtail)
Lineage: Eukaryota; Metazoa; Arthropoda; Insecta; Lepidoptera; Papilionidae
Source: the annotation of a GenBank genome assembly